AUGCGAUUUAUCAUCGUAGUCAGCUUAUUAUUCGUUGUCGCUUCUCAAGCGAAUGGACAAGGUACUGAAUUGUUAGCAGGUGUUUUCCAAAAUCUUCUUGGUUCGGUUAUGACACAAUGGGGUAAUAUGUCCUCAGAAGAACAAGCUUCACUCUGGGAUAAAUUUAAUCAACCAGGAGGUUUAAAUCAUAUUUGGAAUGCUCUUGAUUCUCACUGUAAUAAUCAUUGGGAUUGUGGACCAGAAGCAUGUUGUCUUCAACCAACUGUUCAAGGAAAACGUGGUUUUACUGAUGGACUUAAUUUACAUAUGUCAAGUUAUUGUUCACCAUUAAAAAAACUUAGUCAAACAUGUUCACUCCAUCAUAGUGGAGAAACCAAAUCAACAUUUAGUUGUCCAUGUGAAAAAGACUGGAAAUGUACUUCAGGUGGUUCAUUUAAUUUUCAUCCCAUGAUCACCAUCCAUAAAAAUUCAGUUUGCAAAUAA
Messenger RNA from Adineta steineri, 483 nucleotides. Lineage: Eukaryota; Metazoa; Rotifera; Eurotatoria; Adinetida; Adinetidae. The record is from the annotation of a GenBank genome assembly.